Molecule: messenger RNA, 2324 nt
Organism: Nerophis lumbriciformis (worm pipefish)
Lineage: Eukaryota; Metazoa; Chordata; Actinopteri; Syngnathiformes; Syngnathidae
Gene: smyd5
Product: SMYD family member 5
Biological process (GO): negative regulation of gene expression, epigenetic
Molecular function (GO): protein binding; histone H4K20 methyltransferase activity
Source: RefSeq, a predicted model, not a curated record
UUGGCCGUCGGAGGGCGCUCCAAGUGACGCGCGGCGGAUCUCCCGACAAGAGUACCCGGAUGGAGAGGUGAGAGGUUGUGUGCCAAGAUGGCGGACCCCGUGGAUGACAUGUUUUCUUUCUGCGUGGAUCCCGCUAAAGUCGCCGCUGGUGUGGAUGUGAGAUUUAUCGACAACGUCAAGGGGAAAGGUCUGUUUGCCAAGAGAAGCAUCAAGAAGGGAGAGACCAUUUUCAUCGAGCGACCCCUGGUUGGUGCCCAGUUCCUGUGGAAUGCUCUGUAUAAAUAUAAAGCGUGCGAGUACUGCUUGCGAGCUUUGGAGACAGCAGAGGACAAUGCAAGAAGACUCAGCAACAACCCCGCCCUUAGCCUUCCAUACCCUGAACUCUGCCGGGUUCGACCGGAGCGCCACCAAGUCUGCCCUCAGUGUCAGGUGAUGUACUGCAGCGCGGAGUGUCGGCAAGCGGCGGCCGAUCAGUACCACCGAGCGCUGUGCCUCGGCCCGUCCCAGGACGAUCCAGACCACCCCGUCAACAAGCUGAAGGACGCAUGGAGGAGCGUUCACUAUCCUCCUGAGACCUGCAGCAUCAUGCUGAUGGCCAGGAUGGUCGCCACCGUCAAACAAGCCAAAGAAAAAGCGCACUGGCAGAAACUCUUCUCACAUUUCUGCAGCCGCACAGCCAACGAGGAAGAAGAGCUGGCCCACAAGCUGCUGGGGGAGAAGUUCAGAGAUCAGCUGGCGCUUCUGCAGCGCACUUUUAAAGAAGCUUUGCAUGACGAUCAUCUCAAUCGGUGGUUUGUUCCUGAGGGAUUCCGCUCGCUCUUCGCUUUGGUCGGAACCAACGGACAAGGCAUCGGAACAAGCUCCCUAAGUCAGUGGGUUCAUGCCUGCGACGCAGCAGAGAUUCCUGCCCAGCAGAGGGCGCAAUUGGACUCCUUUAUUGACCAGCUCUACAAAGACAUAGAAAGAGAAACGGGGGACUUUCUAAACUGUGAAGGCUCAGGACUGUUUUUACUCCAAAGCUCAUGCAAUCACAGCUGCAUACCAAACGCCGAGGCUUCUUUCCCGGACAACAACUUCCUGCUUCACCUCAGUACCCUCAGCGACAUCAAUCCCGGAGAGGAGAUCUGCAUCAGUUACCUGGACUGCUGUCAGCGGGACAGGAGCCGCCAUAGCCGACACAGGAUUCUGAGAGAGAACUACAUGUUUGUCUGCUCCUGCCUCAAGUGCGUCUCCCAGUUGGAUGAGCCGGACAUGACGUCGGACGAGGAGGAAGAAGCGGAGGGCGAUGAUUUGGAAGACGAGAUGACGGACGUGUGAUUGAACAAGUCAUGACCAAGUCAGUCAAUGUAUGAUGUGUUGAAGUCCAGUGUUUACUUGGUCCAAGCAGACAUGUGCUUUAAAUGCCACCAAGGAGGAGCAGGUACACACUUUAAAGACCUUCUCUCAAUAAAGUCACACGUUAUGGAAAACGUUUGCUCUCAAAAACUGUCAAUUCUUUUUUUAAAGUAUUUUUUUUUGCUGUCAAAGUUACACAUGUGAUUAAUGUAUGAAUGCAGAUUAAUCACGCAGGCGAUUUUAACAGUUACCUGAAGGGGUUUUUAUACACCACUUUGGUAUUUUAGAUCAAAUUGUUACUAAGUUUUGAGUACAUAAACAAGCAUUAAAGUAAAACAUUUACAAAAUGUGUUGAAAUGUUUUUACAUUGUAAUUGAUGGAAGCAAGUGAUUGACAGCGACUAUACAACGUUUAAGAGUGAAAUUCAUUGAUUUUAAAACGUGUUGGCUGUAAUAUUACAUUUUCCUGGCAUUUUAUUCUUUUAAAAUGUAAACUUCUCAUAACAUUACUUUUAUAAAAUAAGUAUGCCUUUAUGAUCGUACUGUUGUAAUUUUUUUUAAAGCUAAUGUAAUAACAAUUAUGUUUUUAUAUCUGUAUUUAUUCUUGUAACAUUACUUUAUUCUCAUUAAAAAAAACAUUACAAUACUUGAUUCACUUGCUAAAAAAGUAUGUUUUUCUAUUUCUUUUUUUUGCCUUAAUAUUUCCAUUGUGUCUCUCUAAAGAAAAAAAGUGGUCUGAUUGUGACAAUUGUCUUACUUCAUAUUUUCUUUGUCUUUUUAGUGUGUCCUUGAUCGUCCUUUGCAUCGCAGAGCCUCCUUAUGUAACCAUGGAAACAGUGUGUGUCAUUGUUCAUUACUGUAUAUUUCCACACACUGAGCAGAAAGCAUACACUUCAAUUUAAAGUAGCAGUAGAGUGGAAAAACAAGUUGCCUCUAUAUUGAAGCUAUUGUCAUACAUAUGUGAUUUAUGACUUCCAAAGUUUGCAAAUA